UGGGCCGUAGCCCUCCCCGCCCCGCCGACCGCGGUCACACACUCGGAGCCUCCCCGUGAGCGGGAGCGCUGCGCACGGCGAUGCGCCGAGGCUGGCGCUGAGGCGGCGCCGAGCGAGCAGCAGCAGAGGCGGCGGCGGCCCCCAGCCCAGCCCGGCGCCGCCGCCGAGCCCGGGCCCUAAGGUGUGGCGGCGCCCCAAGUUCCCGCCAUGAGCAGCCGGCUCGGGGGGCUCCGCGGCCCCGGGGACUCCCGCCCUGCCGAGCGCGACCGCAGCGCCCCGCGGCCCCGACGCGCUUAACGCUGCGGCUCGCCGGUCCCACCACCGCCGCCUCCGCCGCCGCUCGCGUCCUCGCCGCCACCGCCUCGGCCGCUGCAGCGCCGCCGGCAGCAUGUCUCGAAGGAAGAUUUCGUCCGAGUCCUUCAGCUCCCUGGGCUCCGACUACCUGGAGACCAGCCCGGAGGAGGAGGGGGAGUGCCCCCUGUCUAGGCUCUGCUGGAAUGGCAGCCGGAGCCCGCCCGGGCCGCCGGAGCCCAGCGCGGCCGCCGCUGCCGCUGCCGCCGCCGCCCCAGCCCCGGCUGCUUCUGCCGCCGCCGCCGCCGUCACGGCCGGGGCCAGGAGGGUGCAGCGCCGGAGGCGGGUCAACCUGGACUCUCUGGGCGAGAGCAUCAGCCGCCUGACGGCGCCCUCGCCUCAGACGAUACAGCAAACUCUCAAGAGGACACUGCAGUAUUAUGAACAUCAAGUUAUUGGUUACAGGGAUGCAGAAAAGAAUUUCCACAAUAUCUCUAACAGAUGCUCCUAUGCAGAACACUCCAACAAAGAAGAAAUCGAAGAUGUCUCAGGAAUUCUUCAGUGUACUGCUAAUAUACUCGGUUUGAAGUUUGAGGAAAUUCAAGAAAGAUUUGGUGAAGAGUUCUUUAAUAUAUGCUUUCAUGAGAAUGAGAGAGUCCUUCGAGCUGUAGGUGGCACUUUGCAGGACUUUUUUAACGGCUUUGAUGCUUUGUUGGAACACAUUAGAACUUCUUUUGGAAAACAGGCCACCCUGGAGUCACCGUCUUUCCUAUGCAAAGAGCUUCCUGAAGGCACUCUCAUGCUCCACUACUUCCACCCUCACCAUAUUGUGGGGUUUGCAAUGCUGGGGAUGAUUAAGGCUGCAGGAAAGAAGAUCUAUCGGCUGGAUGUGGAAGUGGAACAGGUUGCAAAUGAGAAGCUAUGCUCUGAUGUUUCAAACCCAGGCAAUUGUAGCUGUCUUACUUUCCUUAUCAAAGAAUGUGAAAAUACUAAUAUCACGAAGAACCUUCCACAGGGAACCUCCCAAGUUCCUGCGGACCUCAGAAUUAGCAUCAACACCUUCUGCAGAGCCUUCCCUUUCCACUUGAUGUUUGACCCCAGCAUGUCAGUCCUUCAGCUGGGGGAAGGUCUAAGGAAGCAGCUUCGAUGUGACACUCACAAAGUGCUCAAGUUUGAGGACUGCUUCGAGAUUGUAUCUCCAAAGAUUAAUGCCACCUUUGAGAGGGUCCUACUGCGACUGUCUACCCCGUUUGUGAUUAGAACCAAGCCUGAGGCUUCUGGCUCUGAAAAUAAAGACAAGGUGAUGGAAGUCAAAGGACAAAUGAUCCAUGUUCCAGAAUCAAAUUCCAUUUUAUUUUUGGGCUCUCCAUGUGUGGACAAGUUGGAUGAACUCAUGGGCCGAGGGCUACAUCUCUCAGACAUCCCUAUCCAUGAUGCCACCCGAGAUGUCAUUUUGGUUGGUGAGCAGGCAAAGGCCCAAGAUGGCUUGAAGAAAAGGAUGGAUAAAUUAAAGGCAACUUUGGAAAGAACUCACCAGGCCCUGGAAGAAGAGAAAAAGAAGACAGUGGAUCUUCUAUAUUCUAUUUUCCCUGGCGAUGUAGCCCAGCAAUUGUGGCAAGGGCAGCAAGUACAGGCCAGAAAGUUUGAUGAUGUCACCAUGCUCUUUUCAGACAUUGUUGGCUUCACAGCCAUAUGUGCCCAGUGUACUCCCAUGCAAGUAAUCAGCAUGCUGAAUGAACUGUACACCAGAUUUGACCACCAGUGUGGAUUUUUGGAUAUUUAUAAGGUGGAAACAAUAGGUGAUGCCUACUGUGUUGCAGCAGGGCUCCACAGAAAAAGCCUCUGCCAUGCUAAACCCAUUGCUCUGAUGGCCUUGAAGAUGAUGGAACUUUCAGAAGAGGUGCUGACACCUGAUGGAAGACCGAUUCAGAUGAGGAUAGGAAUUCACUCGGGCUCCGUGCUGGCUGGAGUUGUUGGGGUGCGAAUGCCACGUUAUUGCCUGUUUGGAAAUAAUGUCACACUGGCAAGCAAAUUCGAGUCGGGAAGUCACCCUCGGCGCAUCAAUGUCAGCCCAACCACUUACCAAUUAUUAAAACGGGAAGAAAGUUUCACAUUCAUUCCACGGUCUCGUGAAGAGCUUCCAGACAACUUUCCAAAGGAAAUUCCUGGGAUCUGCUAUUUCCUGGAGGUAAGGACUGGUCCAAAGCCACCAAAGCCUUCUCUUUCUUCGUCGAGAAUAAAAAAGGUUUCCUACAACAUCGGCACCAUGUUCCUCCGGGAGACAAGCCUCUGAGACCUGCUACAGAACAAAGACUCCUCCAAAAAGCACAAGCCCAGAACAUGGGUCACCACAGCGGGGGUGGAAAGAGAUUGUGUCUCUUUCAUUGCUUUGUUGAGAACAAGCAGCAAAAUUUCUGUAUUAUGUUAGGCAAUAAUCCUACUAAAAGGUAGAGGUGACCGCUGUCAAUAAAAAGCCGGAGGAUGAGGGAAAUAAGAUGUGCCCAUUCAUAUGAGUGUUUUUGGUCAUAUAUAUUUACGUAUAUUUUAAUUACAAGUGUGGGUCCCCUUUCAGAACUAACCAAUAAAUGGAUUCCACGUUUUCUUGUUUAUCACACAUACAAGUAUCUCUCCCUAUAUAUUUGUACCACUUUUGAGAGCC
Piliocolobus tephrosceles (Ugandan red Colobus) is the source of this 2950-nucleotide messenger RNA. RefSeq names its product guanylate cyclase 1 soluble subunit alpha 2 (gene GUCY1A2). The record is from RefSeq and is a predicted model, not a curated record. Gene Ontology annotation, cellular component: guanylate cyclase complex, soluble. The transcript is spliced from 8 exons. Lineage: Eukaryota; Metazoa; Chordata; Mammalia; Primates; Cercopithecidae. Gene Ontology annotation, molecular function: heme binding; guanylate cyclase activity. Gene Ontology annotation, biological process: cGMP biosynthetic process; response to oxygen levels. Bases 389 to 2584 code for a protein of 731 amino acids.